Messenger RNA from Meloidogyne enterolobii, 1811 nucleotides. NCBI's taxonomy places the organism in Eukaryota, Metazoa, Nematoda, Chromadorea, Rhabditida, Meloidogynidae. The record is from the annotation of a GenBank genome assembly.
GCUCAACGAAACUUAAAAUGUACCUCUACACCUCUAAACUUCCUUUAAAAUCAAAAUUUAUUUUCCGAAUUAUUCGAAAUUUUCAUUCCUUUACUCCCGUUACCCCUUUUCGUCCACAAAAUUAUUCUUCCUAUUUGGGGAGGGGAGUACCAACAGUUGGGAUUCGAAGGGAGACGAUUAAUGCUUGGGAGAGAAGAGUCCCAUUAACACCAAAUCAUGUAAAAGUUUUGACAAAGAAGGGAGUUCGAGUAAUUAUUCAGCCAUCAAAUAGAAGGGCUUUUCCAAUACAGGAUUAUAUUGGGGCGGGCGCAACGGUUCAAGAAGACCUUAGCCAAGCUCAAUUAAUUGUUUCUGUUAAACAAGUGCCAGUUGAAGACCUAAUCGCAAACAAAACAUAUGCGUUCUUUUCCCACACAAUUAAAGCGCAACAAGACAAUAUGGAAAUGUUGGACAGUAUUUUGGCAAGAAAAAUUAGAUUAAUUGAUUUUGAGAAGAUGACGGAUGUUGAGGAUAGACGACUUGUAUAUUUUGGAAAAUGGGCGGGAUAUACGGGAUUUAUUGAUAUAUUGCAUGGAUUGGGACUUAGACUUUUGGCUUUGGGGCAUCACACACCUUUUAUUCACAUUGCUCACAUGGCAAUUAAUGCCGUUCGCGAUUGUGGUUAUGAAAUAGCCCUGAAUCGGAUGCCUAGAAGCAUUGGGCCCCUAAUUUUUGUAUUUACCGGAACAGGAAAUGUUUCCAAAGGCGCCCAAGAACUUUUUAGACAUUUUCCCCACGAAUUUGUUGAUGCCAGUACUUUACCUCAAGUAGCCAAGAAAGGACAAUUAAACAAAGUUUAUGGUUGUGUUGUUUCUCGUGCUGAUCAUAUGAUUAGGAAGGAAGGAGGAAUUUAUAAGCGGGAGGAAUUUGAGAAGCAACCUGAACUUUAUGUUUCCAAGUUUGCUAGUGAAAUUGCCCCCUACGCUACAGUAAUCUUGAAUUGUGUCUUUUGGGGAGUAAAUACACCAAGAUUGCUUACUAUACCAGACGCUAAAAUUCUAUUAACCCCCCGAGUGAAUAAAAGUUUGGAAGUGCCAGGAUGCCCUUCCCUUCCACAUAGAUUAAUGGCUAUUUGUGAUAUUUCUGCUGAUCCUGGAGGUUCUAUCGAAUUUAUGACUGAAUGUACAACUAUCGAUAAACCUUUUACUGUUUAUGAUGCUGAUUUGAACCAAUCAACUGAUAGUUUUGAUGCCCCCUCUGGAUGCCUGAUUUGCUCCAUAGAUAAUAUGCCUGCCCAACUUCCAGUAGAAGCUAGCGAACAAUUUGGCUCUCUUUUAUUACCUUAUGUAAUGGAUUUGGUUAGAAAAGAAUACAAAAAUUUGUUUGAAAAAAAGUUUUUAAAGCUGAAUUGUUCAACAGACCAACCAUUUAAUUCCCUACAAUGUUCUGAGGAAGUUAAACGUGCAAUAAUUACGACAGAUGGAGAAUUGACCCCAAAUUAUAAAUAUAUUGAAGAGCUUAGGAAUGAGCAGAGGUAGAAGGGGGGGGGGAAUAAAUUUGUUGAAAAAUGAUAAGAGUACAAAAGAAAUGAUAAGAGUACAAAUAAAAUGAUUGAUUACCCCCCCCCCCCCCCCCAAUUACUCUCAUUUACUAAAAUUUGCUUGCCAGUCGGACCUCAUUUUUAUAGGCACUAAAAUUAGUAAUAAGUUGAGGGAGAUGAGUAGAGGAGCGGGAGGAGCUGAUAGAGGGGAGUGGGGGAGCUGUUAAGCAGUGGAGAGCUGCUAAGAGCUUCUUUAUUGGGUUAAGGAGCUUUCUAAGCAAUACUUUGCACC